AUGUGCAUUAUGUUUGAUUCUUCAUCUGUUACAGGUCAGAAGGUUGCAGCUAGUUGUUCUCAAACAAGGCCUAAGAGGCCUGGUAUCUACAUAGGUAAUGAAAGGGCAGUUGUGCUGUUCCUGUUUUUUGAGUCAGUGGUCUUGUUAGUUUUAGCUGUACUAGUGAGGUUCUGUUGCACAUUUUGGAGGAAAAAGAAGCUGCAAGGCCAAAACUUUGGAAAUUUUCUGGAUAAGAGACGUUCGCUCCAACUCAAGAAGAAAGCAUUCGAUAGAACAAUCACCGAGCUUGAGCAGAAGGCUGCAGAGGAAGCAGUAACCGGUGAAGUGAUUGAAAAGCUCAGCAGUUUGGUGCAAGAAAGGAAAGGCGUUGAGAGAAAGCUCUCAACAACUUAUAGUUUAGGCAGGGAUACUGCAGGUUCAUAUUCAAAGUCUCUCCUGCCAGUAUAUGAUGCUAAAACCAGAAGCUAUUCAUUUCAAGGGGCAAAGAAGGAGAGUGUUACCAUCUUUCACACUCUGAGUGACACAUCUUCAGGCAGCACAGAAAUAGAAAACAGUUGGGAUUCUGAAGAAGAUAACAAUCAGGUUGCAGCUAACACAAACGCUAAAGCAAAAGCUCCCAUUGAAGCAGAGAGUUCAAGUGAUGAUGGGGUCUUUAUGCAUCACAGGAUGAGUCCAUCAGAGCCAGCUUCAAGCUCCAGGCGAUUCAUUAGUCCAUUAUUCGUGGAGCAAGAGGGGGAGGUGGUGGAGUCCAUGUCCAUGUCAAGUGUCUUAAAGAGGAGAAAAGCCUUGUCUUCAACAAAGUAGAAUCUACACAAAAAUUUGAUUACACCAUGUAAUGUUAAUCAUCAGCAUCAAAACUGAUAACCCAAGUUGAAGAAGGAGAAGAAUAAUUUGUGAGAGCUUAUGUAUGUUGGUAUUGAUAGACA
Mangifera indica (mango) is the source of this 926-nucleotide messenger RNA. Its product is annotated as protein GAMETE EXPRESSED 3-like. The record is from RefSeq and is a predicted model, not a curated record. The coding region runs from base 1 to 804 and encodes 267 amino acids. Gene Ontology annotation, biological process: pollen tube guidance; embryo development ending in seed dormancy. The transcript has 3 exons. Lineage: Eukaryota; Viridiplantae; Streptophyta; Magnoliopsida; Sapindales; Anacardiaceae. Gene Ontology annotation, cellular component: plasma membrane.